Daktulosphaira vitifoliae (grape phylloxera) is the source of this 964-nucleotide messenger RNA. RefSeq lists its product as uncharacterized. The coding region runs from base 111 to 938 and encodes 275 amino acids. The record is from RefSeq and is a predicted model, not a curated record. The transcript has 6 exons. Lineage: Eukaryota; Metazoa; Arthropoda; Insecta; Hemiptera; Phylloxeridae.
AUUGUGAAAAUAGUAGAGUUUAUAAUACAACAAGUAUUCAUUUUAUACGAAUUUCUUAUUCAUCACUUUUUUUUCGAGUUAAUGUAAUCGUUUUUCAGUUUAUAAUUAUAAUGAGAUAUAUUCACCUGAUUGGCUUUUUGCAAUGCAUUUCGCUUUUAAAAGUAGUAUCAAAUCAAAACAAGUCUACUAUAUUCUCAAAGUUACGUAAUUUAAUGAAACCAUCGGAAUUGAGCUUGAAUGAGAAUGAACUGUGUACUCGACUAAUGAAAAAGGAAAAUAAACCGUCUGAAUGUUUGGAGUCAUUUGAAGAGAGAGUCAAAUUCAAAAUUUCUUCAUUAAUAGUGAAGUAUCCAUCAAAAUGCCUAAAGGAAAAAAAUUCAUACAAUAUAAUCAAAGAAAACCUUGACAUGAUAAAUCAUUAUUUUCAACCAGUAGAUUUAAUAUGGCGAAAAAAUAAAUGCGUAGAACUACAAUUAAUAUAUAAAAAAUUACUUAAAAUUUUUGUGCCUCAUAAAAAUCAAAAGUUGACAAUUCCAAUUAUAGAAGAAUCAGAACAAUUUGAUAAUGAUGCAAACGGUUUCUUUAAGGCUUUAUCAUUUGUUCUUAGUGGAUCUAAACAUAAUUAUACACAAUUGAAAUCGAAGGUUCUACAGGAAGUUAAGCAAAAUGAAAAUAUUUCCAAAUGUAUGGGAGAAGAUAACAAAAAAGAAUAUCUGAAGCAAAUGGAUAAUGACAGUGUCAUUCUAAAUGAUAUUGAUAUGUUAUCUGCCGCUCAUGUUUUGAACACUUGUAUAUACAUUUAUUAUGCAGACAGUAAUUUGUGGAUGUUUUUCCGACCAGGCUGGCCUAACUAUUCAAAACUUGAUAUGAAAGAAGAAAAAUGUAUAUACUUAGCAAUAGAAAAACAAUCAAUUUUUGUUGUCAAUUAUGUAUUUUAAUGAAUAAAUUGAUAAAAUAAUGUUUA